AUGUCAAGACGUGGCUUGUCUUCAGGUGUAUCUAAUAGUGCCUUUGCAAACUUUCAUUCUUUUCGUAGUGCUUUACCUUCUAAAGUUGAAGUGUCAAAUACAAACGAUGAGAAUAUCAAACCACAAUCUACAAAUUUGUACGACUCACAACAAGGUAGUGCACAAUAUCAAAAUUCAUCACCCUGUGGUGAUAAUGAUGAUGGUGAAAAAAAUGAUUUUAAUUGUACGAGUGCAAAAGAUGAUUAUCCUGAUACUUCUACUAGUGACGCUUUUGGACGUGUAAAUGAAGGAAGUUUUAAUUACUCAUGCAAUGAAUCAUCAAGCCAAGUAAAUUCUGACAAUCCAGAUCGUAGUGGGAAAGAAGUUUUUGGAUUACACAACAAUGAAGAAUCAUCAAGACAUGUGAACUUUGGUGGUUCAGGACGUGGUGGAAGUGUUACCUUUGGAUCAAACUACAAUGAAAAAUCAUCAGAAAGCGUGAACUUUGCCAGCUCAGGACGUGGUAGAAGAGGUAUAUCUGGCGGUUAUGACAAUGCAGAUUCAUCGGGACAUGUAAAUUUUGGUAAUUCAGGACGUGGUGGAAGAGGUGCCUUUGGAUCAAACUACAAUGAAGAUUCAUCAGGAAAUGUAAAUUUUGGUAGUUCAGGACGUGGUGGAAGAGGUGCCUUUGGAUCAAACUACAAUGAAGAUUCAUCAGGAAAUGUAAACUUCGGCGCUUCAGGACGUGGUGGAAGAGGUGCUUUUAGAUCUCACGACAAUGGAGAUUCAUCGGGACAUGUAAAUUUUGGUAAUUCAGGACGUGGUGGAAGAGGUGCCUUUGGAUCAAACUACAAUGAAGAUUCAUCAGGUCAUGUAAAUUUUGGUAGUUCAGGACGUGGUGGAAGAGGUGCCUUUGGAUCAAACUACAAUGAAGAUUCAUCAGGACAUGUAAAUUUUGGUAGUUCAGGACGUGGUGGAAGAGGUACCUUUGGAUCUAACUACAAUGAAGAUUUAUCAGGACAUGUAAAUUUUGGUAAUUCAGGACGUGGUGGAAGAGGUGCUUUUAGAUCUCACGACAAUGGAGAUUCAUCGGGACAUGUAAAUUUGGGUAGUUCAGGACGUGGUAGAAGAGGUAUAUCUGAAGCUUAUGACAAUGGACAUUCCUCGGGACAUGUGAAUUUUGGUAGUUCAGGACGUGGUGGAAGAGGUGGUUCAAAUUACUUUUCUACUAAAAGUAACAAUUAUGGAGGUGGAGACAUUAAUGAGUUUUUAGGAAAUGCUCACAGUGGUCAAAAAUUACUUGCAGCAACUCAUGUUCCAAUUGAUCGCUCAAUAGAAAUUUUGCUUGAUGAAGAUAAACGUAACAAUAUCUUCUAUUCUCAAGUGGCAGAUCAAGACGAUGAUGUUGAUGUUAGUGGUGCGUCAUAUCGUUUUAAAUUUGAAAGCUGGGCUGAGUGCGAAUUUGUACCAGAAUUAAUGGAAAACAUUAAAUUAACUGGAUAUGUAAAACCAAGAAAUAUUCAAGCUUUUACAAUGCCUCAAAUUAUGAAUGGAUUUGAUGUUAAAGGCCAGGCUGAAACUGGUUCUGGCAAGACAGCAGCAUUUUUAUUACCAAUUAUCAAUGAUAUUAUUGCAAAUAAUUAUGAACGUAAGCCUCAAAGUCCUAUUGCCAUCAUAAUAUCUCCAACCCGUGAACUUGCUUUACAAACACAUGAGCAAGCUCGUAAAUUUGCUCACAAAACUGGUGUUACAGCUGCAAAAUGUUAUGGACAGUAUAAAGUUUCUGAAAAUAUUGUUGAAAUUAGAAACGGAUGUGACAUUCUUUCUGCUACUCCAGGUCGACUUAAGUCUUUUGUUUUAAACGGUGACAUUUCACUUCAAUGUCUUAGGUUUUUUAUUCUUGACGAGGCAGAUGAACUUUUUACUUAUGAUUUUGUUCAAACUAUUCGUGAAUGCUUAUCUAUUGGUAAUGCACCUCCAAAAGAUAAACGUAUCAAUAUGCUUUUUUCGGCAACAUUCCCAUCUGGUGUUGAUGAACUUGCUUCUGAACUAUUAAAUGAGAAUUAUGUAACAAUUGUUAAUUCAAGUCAAAAUGGUGCAAAUAAAAAAGUUAGCCAUGAAAUACUUUGCGUAGAUAAAAGACAAAAGAAUAUAAAAGUUUGUGAUAUGUUACUUAAAGAAAAAAAAGAUGUUGAACAAACGGGUCAAUUGUUAAGAAGAACUCUUAUAUUUGUUUCUAGAAAACAACAAGCAGAUAUGCUUGCAAUGUUUUUCUGUGAAAGAGGAAUUGAUGCAUUAUCUUUAAAUGGUGAUCGUCCUCAAAAACUUCGCGAGGAGGCACUCAACGAUUUUCGUGCACAUAAAAUAAGUGUCCUUGUAACAACAGACGUUUGUGCUCGUGGUAUUGAUAUCAAAGAUUUGGAUCACGUUAUAAAUGUUGAUCUUCCAAAAGAAUUCGUAACUUUUGUUCAUCGUGUUGGUCGCACUGGAAGACUUCGUGAAGGCUUUGCUACUUCAUUUUAUGAUCCAAGUGAUGACUAUAAUUUAAAAGAAGACUUGGUUAAUCUUUUACGUCUUAAUGCUAAAGAUGUUCCAGAAUUUUUACUUUAA
This is a messenger RNA of Strongyloides ratti, 2589 nucleotides long. Its product is annotated as Helicase, C-terminal domain and DNA/RNA helicase, DEAD/DEAH box type, N-terminal domain and Helicase, superfamily 1/2, ATP-binding domain and RNA helicase, DEAD-box type, Q motif domain and P-loop containing nucleoside triphosphate hydrolase domain-containing protein. The coding region runs from base 1 to 2589 and encodes 862 amino acids. NCBI's taxonomy places the organism in Eukaryota, Metazoa, Nematoda, Chromadorea, Rhabditida, Strongyloididae. The transcript is spliced from 2 exons. The record is from RefSeq and is a predicted model, not a curated record. Gene Ontology annotation, molecular function: RNA helicase activity; ATP binding; RNA binding.